Molecule: messenger RNA, 2460 nt
Organism: Monodelphis domestica (gray short-tailed opossum)
Lineage: Eukaryota; Metazoa; Chordata; Mammalia; Didelphimorphia; Didelphidae
Gene: GRINA
Product: glutamate ionotropic receptor NMDA type subunit associated protein 1
Biological process (GO): negative regulation of apoptotic signaling pathway
Cellular component (GO): endoplasmic reticulum; membrane; Golgi apparatus
Source: RefSeq, a predicted model, not a curated record
CUCUUGUCUCCCCAGCUCUCCUCUUAGCUGGCCUCCCCCUCCCGUCUGCCUCUCCCCAUCGCCCCUCCUCUCUGCCCCUUCCCCUCCCUCUCCUCCUGCCGGUCUGUCUCUUCCCAGUUCCCCACCCUCUCCCCCUCCUGUCUUGUCCCUCCCCAUCUCUCUCUCUCUCCCUUUGGCUCCUAGUCCCUCCCCAGUCCUCCUGUCUGUUGGUCUGCCCCUCCCCAUUUCCCCCUCCACUCUCCCCUUUCUUGGGCUUCCUGCCCUCCUUUCCCCCAUCUCACCUCCCCUUCCUCCCCAACCACCUUAUCUGUCUCUCCCUAUCCCCCUCCCCUUUCCUCUGCUACCUGCCCCUUUCCCCUUCCCCUCCCUUAUUUCUAUCCCUCUCCCCCAUAUUUGUAAUCCUCCUCUUUUCCUGCCUCUAUAGCCCCCUCACUCCUCCCCUUUCUUUUAUUCCCUCAGUCCCUCUCCCCUGUCCUCCUCCCUCCUGUUGCCCCACAGUUGGGCCUUUCUCCCCUUAGGCUGCCUGGCCUCAGACACUCUCCCUCUUCCUGUCUCUCCUCCGGGGCUCCUCCCUUGGGUUACAUCUCCCAACCCCAUCAUGCAGGCCAGAGCCCCAAGGCCCCCUCACUUCCCUGCCUCCCACCCGUCUCCAGCCUUGCAGUCAUGAUAAGGAAGAUGCUGCCCCGCAAGGUGAACUAACUUGUUCGAGGUCAUCCCCACAGCUGGUGGUGAUUGUUAAGCCUGCCAACAUGCCCCAUGAGAAGAGUUUCUUGGUGACAGGGGAACCCCCUGGCAACCCCGGAUACCCUGGGGCAUCUCAGCCUCAAAUGGCCCCUUAUGGUCAACCACCCUACCCUGUGGCCCCUCACCCACAACCUGCCUUUCAGGGUGCUUAUGGCCAACCAGGGUACCCUCAGGGGCCCUACCCUCAAGGGCCCUACCCUCAAGGGCCCUACCCCCAAGCUCCUUAUCCAACAGGCUAUCCCCACCCCCAAGGGGGUUACCCCCAGGGUCCCUACCCACCCAGACCUUAUCCCACCAAUCCUUAUGGACAACCACCUGACUUUCAAGAUCCUAACUCACCAAGGAGUGGGAACUAUCAUGGGGAAGGGCCCCCAUCCUAUUAUGACAAUCAGGACUUUCCAGUCACAGACUGGGAUGACAAGAACAUCCGGAGGGCAUUCAUUCGAAAGGUGUUCCUGGUCCUUACCCUGCAGCUGACUGUCACCCUCUCCUCUGUGGCUGCAUUCACCUUUGUGGAUGAAGUGAAGAUUUUUGUCCGGAAAAAUGUCUGGACCUACUACGUCUCCUAUGCAGUCUUCUUUGUCUCUCUUAUUAUCCUUAGUUGUUGUGGAGAAUUUAGACGAAAGCACCCUUGGAACAUCAUUGCCCUGUCCAUCCUGACCCUGAGCUUGUCAUACAUGGUGGGCAUGAUUGCGAGCUUCUAUAAUACGGAUGCUGUCAUCAUGGCUGUGGGCAUCACCACCAUCGUCUGCUUCACUGUGGUCAUCUUCUCCCUUCAGACCCGCUAUGACUUCACCUCUUGUAUGGGGGUCCUCCUGGUAUGCACAGUGGUGCUGCUAAUCUUUGCCAUCCUCUGCAUAUUUAUCCGCAACCGGAUCAUGGAGAUUGUCUAUGCCUCCCUGGGAGCUCUGCUCUUCACCUGUUUCUUGGCAGUGGACACCCAGCUGCUUCUGGGGAACAAGCAGCUGUCUCUGAGCCCUGAGGAAUAUGUAUUUGCUGCCCUGAACCUCUACACAGAUAUAAUCAACAUCUUCCUCUACAUUCUUGCCAUCAUCGGCCGGGCUAAGGAGUAGCCCCGGCUGGGCCCUGCCUGGCCACCUGCCCUUUCCUUCCAUCCCAGCUCUCUCUUCUCCCUCUCUAACCUCUCUUCUUGCUUCCUUUCUCUUUUCUCUCUCCUCAAGUCUGGGUGCUGCUUCCUCAUGGGCGAGGGGCAAAGCAGUCUUGUGCUCUUCCCCUUCUCCUUCCCUAGGGCUGAGGCUGAGGCUCAGGGAGCCCCCUCCCCCUGUAUAUAAAUGUGCAUAUAUUUAUGUUCAAACCACAGCUGAGACUGUUGGCCCUGUCUGUGUCCCCAGCACGGCCUCACCUAACUCCAGAGCUAAUUGGGAAGGAACUGACUGAACAGGGCCCCCUCUCCCUUUUCCAUGCUGCAUGAGCCCUGCCCUCUGACUCUGCCUGUUCCCUAAGGUGGGGACAGAUUUCAGGCUUCAGGGAAGAGGAAUGAGCCCAAGAACUGAGGGUGCACGGCUUCCCUCAGCACUCCCACCCAUUCACCCCUUCAGCCUGGCCCAGAGCAGCCCCCUUUCUCCUCCCUCAUCCCCCUGCCCUCCUUCAGAAGAGGGGAACACCCACCACCUGGACUGAGCACCGAGGGGAGGCGGGACUGGCUGUAUUUCUUCCCUACAGCUACUGUCAAUAAUAAAGCUCUAAUAAAUGUGA